Molecule: messenger RNA, 427 nt
Organism: Chironomus riparius
Lineage: Eukaryota; Metazoa; Arthropoda; Insecta; Diptera; Chironomidae
Source: the annotation of a GenBank genome assembly
AUGGAUAUAGUGAAUAAAGAAACUGAUGAAAUGUACAAAGAACUAUUUACAGAUACAGAAUAUAAUGACAAUCACUUAAAGCAACUAAACGAUAUGAAAGAUAUUUUUCGACAGCAUAUUAAUAAUCGAAGAAAUGAUAGUCAAAAGGAAUUAAUCAUGGAUGAAAGACUUAUCGAGAAGCUUAAAAACAUUAAAGUCUUUUCUUAUAAUAUACUGCAAACAUUUAAAAGCUUAAAUACUUCCGUAAACACACAGAAAACUGUUGAUGUAAAGCCCUUUUCUGAUCUGGACGACUAUAAUAAGUAUGUUAGUGUUCAACAAGAAAUUCUCAGUUCAGAAAUUUGGAAAAUUGAUGCACUUUUAAGCUAUCUCGUGGAGAAAUAAAAGAUAAAUAUAAGACGAUAAUAUUGUAAUAUGGACUUUAUCU